Molecule: messenger RNA, 1434 nt
Organism: Leptosia nina
Lineage: Eukaryota; Metazoa; Arthropoda; Insecta; Lepidoptera; Pieridae
Source: the annotation of a GenBank genome assembly
AUGCUGUCCAAGUCGCUGCUCCUGUUUACGCUGCUCGCCCUCGCCGACGUAUCGUCCGAAAGCAGCGCGACCGGCGCGGGCGUCGAGAUCGACGAUAAAGAGAGCGAUACUGCGCCAUACAUGGUGAUUUUGGAGCACUCGGCGGCUCGGGCGCGCCGCUGCUCCGGUGCCUUGGUGUCGCUACGAACUGCGCUUUCUAGUGCUAGCUGCGCCCGGCCGGAUCCGUCGCGCGCGGAUUCAAGCCUGUGGGCGCUGGCCGCCGCCCUGGUGACGUCGCCGGCGACCGUGUCCCCUGCAACGGGAGCGCGGCGCGUCGUUCGCGUGGCUCUGGCGGGAGAAGGCGCCGACCCGGACGACCCCGCGCUCGACGUCGCACUGCUCGAGCUGGACGCGCCGUUUGGCGAAGGAGCGCGCGCGCGUCCUAUUCUCAUGGCGACGACGCCCGGCGAGUGCGAAGCGGUCGUCGACUGCGACGCGGUGCGGCUGCUCGAUGAUGAAGGAGCGCGGCAGCUGCGGGUGGUUUCCCUGCGGCGCGCUCCGGCGCUCCACUGUGCCGCCCGGGUACCUCACUGGGUGGCCGCCGGGGAUGGACAGCUCUGUCUUCGCGGCGAAACCCUCUGCGAGAGCGAAACGGGCGGCGGCGUGUUGUGUGCGGGGCUUCUUUGCGGCGUGCUGACUCGGACGGCGAGCGCCGGGGCGACGCAAAGAGGGAGGAGAGGACGCUGCGGCGAGACGCACGGCGCGCUCGCUGUGGCGCGUCGGCGCCGAUUUCUACGUUGCGCGCACACCCAACGCCUCUGCGGCAGGGGUGAGUGCAAGUCAUUGUGCACAGAGAUUUGGCUCGACUCCGACGAAGACCCCACUUCCGCGGGCAUUGCUGUUGUCGCCGUCGCGUCCUCGACUCCGUCGUUCACUUUUCUUACAUUAUUUGCCGGACAUUUGAACGUAGACUUCAACACUCGAACGAUAGUGACGGUCGGUAGCGUCACGCACGCGAACCGCCUCCGAGUCGGAGAAGCGAACUCGACGACCGUCCCUCCGAGCGCCGCGACGCGAGCGACGCCCUCUCCGACUCGUACCGCGGCUUCCGUCAUCCUGUACUAUCCGAGACUCUCCGCCGACUUUGAACCGAAUCGAGCAGACUUUAAGGCGGGCGAAUACGGCGACAACGCGGCGGACUAUGGAGCGCAAGCCGACGAGAUGGCCGCGACGCGUCCGCCGACGCCCGUCGCUCCGGCCUCGCCCACGCGCUCGCGCACGCCUUCCCCGAUACGCUCGGAGCCGAAUGCCGAGCGGAGCGCCCUUCGCGACGACUGGCUCGACGUCCCGGCAAAACCUCACUCCGAUAAUCCUAAAAAGAGUUCCAAGAAGUCUAAAGCCGUCAUCACUCUUUUCGAGAAGACCACGCUCGUUGUUCUCAUCUUAGUACUUUGA